Messenger RNA from Drosophila mauritiana, 504 nucleotides. RefSeq lists its product as uncharacterized. The record is from RefSeq and is a predicted model, not a curated record. The coding region runs from base 1 to 504 and encodes 167 amino acids. Lineage: Eukaryota; Metazoa; Arthropoda; Insecta; Diptera; Drosophilidae. The transcript is spliced from 2 exons.
AUGCGAUUUGAGGUGCAGUCAUCCAAAAUCGUCACCGAUGGGCGUUCAUCCAAGACCAAGAACAUCCGUUCGCCGGCGAAUAUAAAAGCAGCUAUCCCCUCGAAGAAUUGGCCAAACAAAAUGCAGGUGCUCCAUGUGCAAUUGUUUAUUUUGGCAGCAGUUGUUGCUGCUUUAGUACGUGGUCAUGCGGUGGAGAAGGAGCAGCCGGCGAGCCACGCCUAUGGACCACCCAUACACAUUAGCUCGGGUGUACUCCAGCUAGCUCCGGAUACGGAACAGCCCCAUCUGCUGCUGGUGCCCAGCUCGUACUCUGCGUCACUGGGAAAUCCCUGGCCGCAUUUCUAUGUGGACACCUUGACGGCUUCGCACCUGCCACAUUCAGUGAUUCCAUCGGUUCCAUCGAUACCUUCGAUCCACGAGCCCCGCAUCGUGGUCAAUGAUAAUGUGGACUUUUCGCAACUCAAAUUGCCCCAGCAUCAAGUUGUCCACUCCCACGGCCGUUAA